Paramuricea clavata is the source of this 5783-nucleotide messenger RNA. Lineage: Eukaryota; Metazoa; Cnidaria; Anthozoa; Malacalcyonacea; Plexauridae. The record is from the annotation of a GenBank genome assembly.
CAGAUGUUCUUGAAUGAUUACGAACAACCCCCCUUGGACGCUCUUGUUUAUCUGUUUGGUGAGUGUAAUUACGGGGGGAGAGUGACUGAUGAUAAAGAUCGACGUUUGCUGCUUAGCUUGCUGUCAAUAUUUGUUUGUGGAGAUAUUGUCGAGAACGACCUUCACUGGUUAGUAUUUUGUAUUAGAGUUUUUCUUUCGUUAUUAUAGGACCUUUACAAAACACUUGUGAAUUAAUAAUUCAUGACGAAAACACAAAAGAAAUGACCGCGAAGGAGUUUGUAUUUCUGAUACAAAAUCAUGCUGAUUUACACAAACUUUAAGUUCAAUUUUCUCACCAUUUAUUUUACAGUAAAUUGUUGAAGAAUACGAAUGUUCUCAUCAAGACAUUUCACAAGCCAUUUAUUUAAAUUCGGGAGAGUGUGUAUAUCCGAAUGUUGUAAAUACUUAGUACUCGUCUAACAAUAGAGCGUUUGCGCUCAUUCCCCAGCGACCAACUCAACAAAAGCCAUGGCGGCCAUGUUGGUGUUCCAGACAAAAGGGAAGGGAUUAUUUCGCUGGCCUCAGAGUGACAAAACGUAACAAAGCAAUGGUUUUACUAACACUAACACUAACCCUACUCCAAACACUAACCCUAACCUAAUCCGUAACCUAACCCUAACCUAACCCUACUCCAAAUUUGUUUCUAAACCAAUACCAAUCUUGAAGGAAAAAGUUUUGACGAAAUGUCAUUCUGAGGUCAGCGAAAUAGUUGAUGCCAGACAAAAGAGUAUAAUUAAAAUUCUUUUGAAUUGGAACACCAACAUGGCGGCUAUGACGUCAUAUGCAAACGCUCUGUAUGCCAUCCAGCUAUAGUCCAGUGAUCAGAAUGUUUUCUAAUUCUCAUUUCUAGGUUUUCUCAAAGUGGUACGUACUUCUGCCCGACUCAUGGUCCGUACGAGACAUAUUUAGAAUAUGUGAGAUCUUUGCCUCUCAACCCACAUCCUGAAGUGUUCGGUCUUCAUGAGAAUGCUGAUAUCACUAAAGAUCAGAAAGAGACCAACGAGGUACGAUCACUCAUGCAAUUCAUUAAUAAUUCAUUAUAUUUAUCAUCAUCAUACGAGGAACUUAUCCCUCCCGUAUUUUAUCUAGCUAUUUGAGUGUAUCCUGUUGACGUUACCGCGCCAGUCAGGGGGUGGUGGGAAAUCAUCUGGAGAGAUCAUGGAAGAACUAGCUGCGGAUAUCUUAUCAAAAUUCCCGCCAAGAUUUCAACUGGAUGUUGUCAUGGAGAAGUACCCAGUCCUCUACACGGAGUCUAUGAACACGGUCUUACGUCAGGAACUUAUCAGAUUUAACAGACUUACAGAUGUCGUUCGUGCUACAUUAAUCAACUUACAGAAAGCUAUUAAGGUAAUGUUGCCAUCUGACGUUACAGGUGCUUAUAGCCUUUCCUUGCAGUAAUUGAGUGCUGAAUUGCGAAGCAGCUCAAACAUGAACGAGUCGAAGGUUCAAUCUCUGGACAUAUGAAGAUUAUUUCACCAUGAUCUUGCCAAAAGCUUGCCAAGAUUCUAUUGUAAUCAUGAUCCCACCAUGAUUUUGUCAAGAUCGUAUCAAAAUCUUCCCAAAAUCCUAUUGUAAUCAUGUCAAGAUCCCACCAUGAUCUUGCCAAGAUCUUAUCAAAAUCUUGCCAAGAUUCUAUUGUAAUCAUGUCAAGAUCCCACCAUGAUCUUGCCAAAAUCUUAUCAAGAUCUUGCCAAGAUUCUAUUGUAAUCAUGUCAAGAUCCCACCAUGAUCUUGCCAAAAUCUUAUCAAAAUCUUGCCAAGGUCCUAUUGUAAUCAUGUCAAGAUCCCACCAUGAUCUUGCCAAGAUCUUAUCAAAAUCUUGCCAAGAUUCUAUUGUAAUCAUGUCAAAAUCCCACCAUGAUCUUGCCAAGAUCUUAUCAAAAUCUUGCCAAGAUUCUAUUGUAAUCAUGUCAAGAUCCCACCAUGAUCUUGCCAAGAUCUUAUCAAAAUCUUGCCAAGAUUCUAUUGUAAUCAUGUCAAGAUCCCACCAUGAUCUUGCCAAGAUCUUAUCAAAAUCUUGCCAAGAUUCUAUUGUAAUCAUGUCAAAAUCCCACCAUGAUCUUGCCAAGAUCUUAUCAAAAUCUUGCCAAGAUUCUAUUGUAAUCAUGUCAAGAUCCCACCAUGAUCUUGCCAAGAUCUUAUCAAAAUCUUGCCAAGAUUCUAUUGUAAUCAUGUCAAGAUCCCACCAUGAUCUUGCCAAGAUCUUAUCAAAAUCUUGCCAAGAUUCUAUUGUAAUCAUGUCAAAAUCCCACCAUGAUCUUGCCAAGAUCUUAUCAAAAUCUUGCCAAGGUCCUAUUGCAAGAUCUUAUCAAAAUCUUCCCAAGAUUCUAUCAUAAUCAUGGCAUGAUCGUGGAAGACCAUGCUAAGUUAACAAGAUACCCUAACGUCUUUACAAUGUCUGUACUAGGGUUUGGUAGUGAUGUCCUCUGAAUUAGAAGAUGUGUUCAAUAAUAUGUUGGUUGGAAGAGUUCCAGCUGUCUGGGCUGCGAAAUCGUAUCCAUCGUUAAAACCUCUUGGCAGUUACGUCGCUGAUCUACUGGAAAGGUUUGUUGAUGUUUUGUGUAGUCUUCUGACGGAUUAUCCUUCUUAGACCAACUAGCUAGGAUAACACGAUCAAUACUGGCAAUAGGUCUGACAACAAAUCAUGACUGAUAUUUUCCUGAUAAUUCAUCGAAUGCUGUAUUUAUUCAUACUAUAUUCACACAAGCCCAUAAUACAUGACAAUGAACUACUCUUAUAGUUCAUUUUGAUGUGUGUUCCGCCAACUAGCAUGUAUAUAGACAUAGGUAAAUGAUCUGGUGAACUACCUUUUCUUUGUCCAAAUUCGUCUCAGACAGGUGAAUUAUCUGUCUCUAGUUUGAAUAAGACCAGUGAGAAUUACAUGAUCAUAUCUGAUUAUUUUCUGCAGGUUGGCAUUCUUUCAAAAAUGGAUAGAUGAAGGCACACCGAACGUCUUUUGGAUUUCUGGGUUUUACUUUACACAAUCUUUCCUCACAGGUAUGUUUGAUGCUUUGACAUACCAAGACUGUACAGGUUGUGUUCUACUUGCCGGCUGUAUUCAGUAUACAAACUUAGAUUUCUAAUCGUUCAGGGGCCCGUCAAAAUUUCGCUCGAAAAUACACAAUCCCCAUCGACUUCGUCGGCUUUGAGUUUGAAGUGAUGACGCAAGAGACAGAUAUGGAUAGUAAACCUGAAGAUGGAGUUUAUGUCAGGGUAAGAAAAGUUAUAUAUACCGAGGUUUUCAUCAAGUGAGACAGUGAAACACACGGCGGUCAACUCUAAGAGAAAAAAGCAGUUUUUUAGAGUGUCCAAGUUGUUCAUUAUAUGCAUGAACGCUCUUUGCCAAUGUAGAUCAUAGAUAUCUUAUAUACACUAGAUAGCGCAUCUCUCUUAGUAAAAUUGAAGCCAAGAAUAUUCCAGCGGUUAUCCCCAUUUGAAUAGAUGGCGGCUAUGUUGGAGUUUCCCACUCGCUAAUAAACGCUUAAAAAACAACAAUAAGUUUCAUCAUUUGAAUAGUUUGAAAAUGUAUUUGGAAUAGGUUUAACUUAAUGUUUAAGUUCCCUGUUUAAGAAAUAGAAAACAUACGAGUCUUCUCAUUUCAUGGGAAUAUCCUGAGUCUGCAAUCACAGCUUCAAUUUUUGAAUUGCCGAAUAAUUAGAUGCACUAUCUAGUGUAUAUAAGAUAUCUAUGGUGUAGAUAAGAAAGCUUUGGGUUGAUACAACUACCUGAAAACCACAAGGAGAACUUUUCGAGCGAAGGCCCUAGGCUACUAAGGGACUGGUCAUAAUUUAGCAGGAGAGGGGGUGUGGAGGUGUAAUUCAAAAUUUUAGGGAAUAAUAUAUUGUCACCCUGCUUUGCCAUAACCUGGAAAAAUAAUGCCCCCUUUUGCUCGUGUCAGUAAAAAUGUACCUACCUACUACUAAACUCCGCAUUUAAUAAAUUUUCAAUAAAUUUUCUAAUAAUUUGCGCUUUAAAUUAAGUACAAAAAUUUAUAUUAUACCAACACAUAGUCAUAUAUAAAGCCUAGCUAAUGUCCUCUGACGUUGACUCGCCGAUCUCUUGAAGAACAUUGAAUGUGAUUAAAUUUAAUUGAACACAGUGAUUUACAUAACUUUUCAUUUUAAGUUUAAAGAAUCAAUUUUUUUCAAUGCAACUCAAACAAAAUGUGAGAAGUAUCUAAACUGUCUAAUAUUUUAUGAAUCCCCCUUUUUCCUGGCUAGAAAAUAUGUGACCCCCCACUGUUUCCACCUCCCCACCCCUCCUGCUAAAUUAUGACCAGUCCCUAACCUCCCGACGAAGGGCCUUCGCUCGAAACGUCGAAGUUCUCCUUGUGUUUGUUGGUCAGGUAUAGUAGCGUCCCUAUCAAUCCAAAGCUUUCUUAUUGUUGAUGCGACUACCUACACUGGCACAUAUUAUUCAAGAUUAUAUCACUAUAUCAUGCCUGUUGUAAUGGAAAUAUCUACCAAUACACCCUUUCGAUAAUUACGUCACAACUACACUGUUUCCAACUUAGUUUUUUUUAUCAUGGGCUAUGCACAGAGAAUGCAUGUGUUGAAGAAGGAUGCUUUGCUUCUCUGUGCAUAGCCCAUGAGAAAAAAAACUUGAAAUCCUUUCCAAUUAAGAUGGUCCUAAGUUGAAAACAGUGUAGUUGUGACGUAAUUAUCGAAAGGGUGUACUGUGUUCUUCCAUUAAUGUGAAUACAUUUAAGCUUACACUCAUUGUGUGGCAUCGUCACAUUGACCACUUCAGAGUUCGUCAAUAUUCUCGUAGUGUUUCUGAUUCAUUCUUCCUCUUGUUUUGUGCAGGGUUUGUUCAUUGAAGGUGCAAGAUGGGAUCGACAGCAGAUGAGUUUGGGAGAAUCUUUUCCUAAAAUACUUUUUGAUACAUUGCCAAUUGUAUCCUUUUCAAUUCAUGUUACUUGAGAAACUUCAUAAAGUCGCUCGAGGAGUGACACGCGAGUAUUCUUGGGCGACGUCUUCCCCAAUGAAGACGCUGGAUUGGAGUGUUGAAACUUACAGAUCAUGAAUGUGAUAUGUUUUUGAAGGCCCAUUUACACCACACAACUUUUGCCUAAAACUAUCGCAUGCAACCUGCUUACAACUUGAGUUGUACUGUGUAAAUCAAACACACAACUCACGACAACGUAGGCGAGUUGUAUGUUGUGAUUUACACAGUACAACUCAAGUUGUAAGCAGGUUGCAUGCGACAGUUUUGGACAAAAGUUGUGUAGUCUAAAUCGGCUUUUGAGGGGUUACAUUCGUGGCGGGCACCAGAGAAAGGCGGGCAAUAUCAAUUGACCAUUCACCACCUGGUUACAUUCAUGUGAAAUCCUAAAGUCCUUAACUUUAGUUCUUCAGAUGUGGGUGAAACCAGGAGAAAAAUCAAAAUUCAAAACCAAAGCAACGUACCUAGCCCCAGUCUAUAAAACAAGUGGCCGUCGGGGUACCCUGUCCACCACAGGGCAUUCCACCAACUUUGUCAUGUUUGUACAACUGCCUUCUAACGAGGCCGAGCGACAUUGGAUCAACAGAGGAGUGGCACUACUCUGUCAGUUGGAUGACUAAUUGACUCACUUUAUUCUGCUCUUGUCAAUGCGUGUGCACAAUGCAUUUGAUGCCUCUGUCUUAUUUUUUGUCUUCAAGCUUGGACAUCCGUAUAUAUUGUAUAUUUUUGUAUAUAUUAUUUUUAAAGUAUAGUGUAUAGUUCUAUUUAUAAAGGAGAGUGUUUUGGAAUGAAACAUGCAG